Molecule: messenger RNA, 1405 nt
Organism: Mesoplodon densirostris (Blainville's beaked whale)
Lineage: Eukaryota; Metazoa; Chordata; Mammalia; Artiodactyla; Ziphiidae
Gene: FBXO6
Product: F-box protein 6
Exons: 8
Coding region: 367-1164 (265 amino acids)
Biological process (GO): glycoprotein catabolic process; SCF-dependent proteasomal ubiquitin-dependent protein catabolic process
Cellular component (GO): cytoplasm; endoplasmic reticulum quality control compartment; SCF ubiquitin ligase complex
Molecular function (GO): protein binding; ubiquitin protein ligase activity
Source: RefSeq, a predicted model, not a curated record
GGGGCGAGAGCUGACGGCGCCGCCGAGGCCGUAGGCUCCAGGCAGACCCCGAGCUCAGGUCGCGCCGAACGCUCCGCCCCGCGCCCAGAUCUCGGCCCAGGCAGGGGACGGGUUAACAUUACACGGAGGUUUCACUGAGAUCCAGAGAAGACCCCCAGCAACUCCGAGGCUGGUGAGCAAACAGGUGCUGGUACCCACAGAUCCCACAGAACUCACUGCUUUCUCACCAACUUUGCAGUUUGAGGACUUCAGAGAACAGACUCUUGGAUUCAUGUGACACAUCUAAGAAAACACCAGACCCUAACUGGACCUGCACACCAUCUGGUGACCUGAAGGCCUGUGCAUGCUUCUCACCCCACCACGGCCAUGGCCCUGGUCAGCAUCAACCAGCUGCCCGAGAGCAUCCUGCUGGAGGUGUUCACGCACCUGCCCGCCCGCCAGCUGCUGCUGAACUGCCGCCCUGUCUGCAGCCUCUGGCGAGACCUCAUCGACCUUGUGACCCUCUGGAAGCGCAAAUGCUUGCAUGAGGGCUACGUCACUGAGGACUGGGACCAGGCCGUGGCUGACUGGAAGGUCUUCUACUUUCUGUGCAACCUCCGCAGGAACCUCCUGCGCAACCCGUGUGCCGAAGAGGAUAUGAGAUCCUGGAAAAUCGACUCCAAUGGAGGGGACCAGUGGAAGGUGGAGAGCCUCCCCGGGGCGCAUGGCACAGACUUCCCUGACCCCAAAGUCAAGAAGUACUUUGCCACGUCCUAUGAGAUGUGUCUCAAGUCCCAGCUGAUAGACCUCAAAGCCGAGGGCUACUGGGAGGAGCUACUGGACAAGUUCCGGCCGGACAUCAUGGUUAAGGACUGGUUCGCCGCCAGAGCAGACUGUGGCUGCACCUACCACAUCCGAGUACAGCUGGCCUCGGCCGACUACAUUGUCCUGGCCUCCUUCGAGCCCCCGCCCAUGACUGUCCAUCAGUGGAACGAUGCCAGGUGGAGAGAGGUCUCCCACACCUUCUCGGAUUACCCUCCAGGUGUCCGCCACAUCCUCUUCCAGCACGGGGGCAAGGACACCCAGUUCUGGGCAGGCUGGUACGGUCCCCGCGUCACCAACAGCAGCAUCGUCAUCAGCCACAGGAUGACCAGGAACCCGGCCCCCUCCGUGGCUCCGCCCUAGACCGUGCAGGGGCCAGAGGAGGUGGCCCGCCUGCCCUCCCCCUCCCCAGGCCCUCCUGACAGCCUGUCCUCCAUCGGGGCCAGCCAAGUGCCAAAGGUCCCCUCCAGGCAAGGCAUGAGCCUGUAGGGGGCAGCGAGGCCCCCUGCCCCAGUUCCCACCUGGGGCAAAACCCACCAGUCUAUGAACUGAACUGUCACGUAGCUCUGACAUUUUGUUGUAAUAAAUGUUUUCGGUAAAACCA